Rhodofomes roseus is the source of this 2184-nucleotide messenger RNA. RefSeq lists its product as uncharacterized. The transcript is spliced from 13 exons. The record is from RefSeq and is a predicted model, not a curated record. Gene Ontology annotation, molecular function: DNA binding; zinc ion binding; DNA-binding transcription factor activity, RNA polymerase II-specific. NCBI's taxonomy places the organism in Eukaryota, Fungi, Basidiomycota, Agaricomycetes, Polyporales, Fomitopsidaceae. Bases 1 to 2184 code for a protein of 727 amino acids. Gene Ontology annotation, cellular component: nucleus. Gene Ontology annotation, biological process: regulation of DNA-templated transcription; DNA-templated transcription.
AUGCCCAAGGCGAGCUCCUCUUCGGCCCGACCGUCUCUGCGCAGGAACCAGGCCUGCCUCGCCUGUCGAAAACGGAAACUCAAAUGCGACGCCGCCCGUCCUCACUGUGGGACGUGUGUCAAGCAGUGGCAGGCCCUCAUCAGUGUCCCUCCACCAGUAGGCUACGCCCACCCGACAGAACCGCAAUGCUCGUAUGACCCCGUUGACGGUCUGGCCGUCGCACCCGAGCUCGACUCUGCGGAGCGAAUACGUCAACUAGAGGACCAGAUACUGCAGCUCAAGAGUCGGUUGCAGCAGCAGCAGCGCACGCUCGCCUCAGGCUCGGCCUCGCCUCCAUCCGCCACACGCUUCACCCACCACCAUGGCGGCUCCGGCUCGCUAUCCGCAUCCAGCAGUCGCUCCUCGGCAGGAAGCCCGAAUGUUUCGGGCAUGGCCGUAACACAUCCAUCGCUCGACUAUGGCAACGGCUUGUCGACGAACAGCCCCGAUUCGCAGGGCCGGAGCUCUGCGAGCAGCCCGGAGAUGACCAGGCCUGGCAGCGGGCCGGACCCGCUGAUGGACGUGCUCUGUGCAGGAUGGGAUCCCUAUCUCCCAGAGCCGUCUGUCCUCAACCAUUAUGUGGAUGUGUUCUUCCGAUGCGAUCCGUGCAGUACAAGGAUGUUCGACAGACCAGGAUUCCUCGCCUCCCUGCACCUAAACCCACGAGACCCCAAAUUUCCACAUUCUGCCAUCCUACACGCAAUGUGUGCCGCAGCGUCAAGAUAUGCCUCCAGUGAUAGCAUGAUCCUCCCAGACGGCACGCGGCGGGACAGGUUCGCCGAGCUGCACGUCUCGAAAACGCGCGAAUACAUCGACAGCACGAUGGCGACGGGCUCGGACAUCUUCCCCGUGAUGCAGGCGUGCAGCAUCCUCUCGUGGUACUUCUACCAGGAGGGCCGCUGGGUCGAGGUCUGGAUCUUCGCUGGCUUCCAGACGCGUGUGGCCGUCCCGCUCGGGCUGAACUUUCCCGGGACGUUCAGUCACCAGACGAGCAAUGCGCCUGGGGCGUACUUGCCGCCGCCCUCUGACUUCAAGGAGCUUGAGCACAGACGGCGGACAUGGUGGAUGACGAUCAUGUUCGACAGGAUUGUGAGCGUUGGUGGGUGGCUGCAUGCGAUCGACGAGAAGGACAUUGGGACAGAGUUCCCGUGUCGCGCAGAAGAGUUCGAGUCCGAGUCCGACUUCCCGUCCAACCCCCAGAACCUCGCGAGCCUUCAUCUGUACACCCGGCACGAGCCACAAUACACAGACUCGUUCAACCUCUUUUUGAAGGCUGUGAUGCUCUUCGGGCGUGUCACAGACUUCAACACGCGCAACCGGCUCCGCAGCGGCCUCCCGAGCAAAAAUCAGAAUCCGUUCCACCUUCCUGGGUUCCAGGAGCUCGACCGGCUCGUGUGCGCUGACUUCCUGGAGAGCUUCCCGCAGCAGUACAAGCACCUCGGCAUCGGCGGGGACAUGGCGAACUUUGACAGCGAUCUGUACAUGGCGAGGAUCGUGCCGUAUGCGGCAAUGAUCACGCUGCACAACAAUUUCAUUGACUUCGCCAACGACCAGAGCGUAUCUACGAUGCGCUGCAUCCACGCCACCCGCGCCAUCCUCGACGCGCUGCACAAGCUCUCCGAGACGUCGCUCGACACGACGCGUCUCCACCCGUUCAUCGUCAUCUGUUGGUACCUCGCGGCGGUGGUCCAGGUACAGCUCUGCAAGUACUUCAUCGAGCUCGGGGACCCCUCGCGGGAGGGCACCGUCUGGGGCGAGAUCAACGUCCUGCGCUUCGCCAUGAUGGCCUACGGCAAUCGCUCGCCCAUCGGCACGCGCCAAGAGAAGCUCCUGCAGGGCAUCAUGCAGGAGAUCAUCCGGCUCACGAACCAGCCCGAGCCGCUCACGACGGGGGUGCCGCUCUACCCCUUCUCGCACGCGUCGCUCUUCUCGAAGGAGGCCACCUCGCAGAACGAGGUCCCCGCGCCGAUCCCCGGCGUGCGCUCCUUCGAAGCCCCCGGAGCCAGUGCUUGCACACGGUCGCGAGUCGCUCGCGCUCGCGGGGAUGCGUCGGGAGCUGCUUGGGGGGCUGGAAGUUGGCCGGGGAGGGCGUGGUGUGCCUCAGAGGGCAGUGGAGGGGCCCGAGGGGGCAGCCCGCUGGUGUGA